AUGGUGGCCAGCCUGUGGAAGCUGGUGCGGGGCGUCAGGCAACUGGAGCUCCAUCGCCUCAUCCUGGCGCUCAUCGUCUUCUGCCUCCUCUCCAUGGCCUUCUUGGCUUACUACGUCAGCAACAGCCCCAAGAUCAAGGAGGCACCCCCGCUGCCCUUCAGUGACUGCGGGGGGGUGCCGGUGGCUGUGGGAGGGGGGCAGCGGGCGCCCCUCUUCUUGCCUCGCUCAGGUCGACUGCGCCAGGUGAAGGCCAUGGACAACUCUCGUACAGAUCCGGUGGUGCUGGUGUUUGUAGAGAGCAUCUACUCUCAGCUUGGCCAGGAGAUCGUGGCCAUCCUGGAGUCCAGCCGCUUCCGCUACCGCACCGAGAUCGCCCCGGGGAAGGGAGACAUGCCCACGCUGACUGAGCGCAACCGUGGCCGAUACGCCCUCGUUAUCUAUGAGAACUUGCUGAAGUACGUCAACCUGGACGCCUGGAACCGCGAUCUGCUGGACAAGUACUGCGUGGAGUACAGUGUAGGCAUCAUCGGCUUCUUCAAGGCCAACGAGAACUCGCUGCUCAGCGCCCAACUCAAGGGCUUCCCUCUCUUUCUGCACUCCCACCUGGGCCUGAGGGACUACCGAAUCAACCCCAAUGCCCCUCUGCUUUACAUCACCAGACCUAAUGAGGUGGAGCAGGGCCCCCUGCCCGGGGACGACUGGACUGUGUUCCAGUCCAACCACUCCACCUACGAGCCUGUCCUCCUGGCCAGCACCAAGUCCUCUGACGCCCUGACCCACCUGGGGCCACUCAGGGCUAUGCACUCCACCGUGGUCCAGGACCUGGGGCUUCACGACGGCAUCCAGAGGGUCUUGUUUGGAAAUAACCUGUCCUACUGGUUGCACAAGCUGGUGUUUGUGGACGCCAUCGCCUACCUGACGGGCAAGCGGCUCUGCCUCUCGCUGGAGCGUCACCUGCUGGUGGACGUGGACGACAUCUUCGUGGGCAAGGAGGGCACCCGCAUGAAGGUGACCGACGUAGAGGCCUUGCUCAAAACGCAAAACAAGCUGCGAAUGCUGGUCCCCAAUUUUACCUUCAACCUCGGCUUCUCUGGAAAGUUCUAUCACACAGGCACAGACGAGGAGGACCGGGGAGAUGACAUGCUGCUAAGACACAGGAAGGAGUUCUGGUGGUUCCCCCACAUGUGGAGUCACAUGCAGCCCCACCUGUUCCACAACGUCAGCGUGCUGGCUGAGCAAAUGAGGCUCAACAUGCUGUUUGCCCAGGAGCAUGGGAUUCCUACAGACAUGGGAUAUGCUGUGGCCCCCCAUCACUCGGGAGUCUACCCUGUCCACAGCCAGCUGUAUGAGGCCUGGAAGUCAGUGUGGGGCAUCAAGGUGACCAGCACAGAGGAGUAUCCUCACCUCAGACCAGCCCGCUACCGCAGGGGCUUCAUCCACAAUGGCAUCCAGGUGUUACCCAGACAGACAUGUGGCCUCUUCACUCACACCAUUUUCUAUAACGAGUACCCAGGAGGCUCUAAAGAGCUGGACAAGAGCAUCAGGGGAGGAGAGCUGUUCCUCACCGUCCUCCUCAACCCUAUCAGCAUCUUCAUGACCCACCUGUCUAACUAUGGAAAUGACCGGCUGGGCCUGUACACCUUUGAGUCCCUGGUGAAGUUUGUUCAGUGUUGGACCAACUUGCGGCUUCAGACACUCCCCCCCAUGCAGCUGGCUGACAAAUACUUCCAGAUCUUCCCCGAGGAGAGAGACCCCCUCUGGCAGAACCCAUGUCAUGACAAGAGACAUAAAGACAUCUGGUCAAAAGAAAAGACCUGCGAUAGACUACCGAGGUUCCUGGUCAUAGGCCCACAGAAAACAGGCACCACAGCCCUGCACUCCUUCCUGAGCCUCCACCCUGCCAUCACCAGUAGCUUCCCCAGUCUUGUCACCUUUGAGGAGAUCCAGUUCUUUAGCGGCCCCAACUACAACAACGGCAUUGACUGGUACAUGGACUUCUUCCCCUUCCCAUCGAAUGUCAGUACAGACUUCAUGUUUGAGAAAAGUGCUAACUACUUUGACACGGAGGUAGCCCCUAAGAGAGCGGCCGCCCUGCUGUCCCGAGCCAAGAUCCUGGCUGUGCUCAUCAACCCAGCGGACCGUGCCUACUCCUGGUACCAGCACCAGCGGGCUCACCAGGACCCGAUGACCGUUAACCACACGUUCCAGGAGGUGGUGACAGCGAGGCCUGCCUCUCCCCGAGAGCUGCUCAUCCUGCAGAGGCGCUGCCUUAAACCUGGGGCCUAUGCCACACACCUGGAGCGCUGGUUACACCACUACCAGCCCAGCCAGGUCCACAUAGUGGAUGGGUCCCAGCUGCGAUCCAACCCUGCCCUGGUCAUGGAGGGCAUCCAGAGGUUCCUGGGGGUCACACCCAUCUUCAACUACACCCAGGCUCUGACGUAUGAUGAAAGUAAAGGGUUCUGGUGCCAGAGGGUGGAAGGAGCACGACCCAAGUGUUUGGGCAAGAGUAAAGGCAGGAAAUACUCUGACAUGACUCCUGAGUCGCGUGCCUUCCUGACGGAGCAUUACCGGGAGCACAACAUGGAGCUGCUGAGGCUGCUGAACCGGCUGGGCCAGCCCCUGCCCGCCUGGCUGAGAGAGGAGCUGCAGAGCUCCAGCUGGAGCUGAGACUGGACCUCCCUACGGAACCACAGCCACAGCCUGGGACUGGAGCACUGCCCUGCCUGGCCUGGCCCGGGGUAAGAGGGCCCUGUUUACCCACACCCAACACCAGUCACUACAGAGAGUGGAAGAGGAGAGAAGGCGGGAGGACAGCCCCCUAUCAGGACAAUGGACUCCUCCACCCUGAAAUGCCACUGUAGAAACCAAUCCUCACGGGAGGGGAAUAAUGGCCUCUAAAUAAGGGAGUUAAUGAGUUGGACUGCUGAACCAACCCCUCCCUCUUUCCCCUCGCAGUCAUCAUCUUCAUCCAGAAAGUAGAGGACUUGUCUCAGCCUGCAGCCGGUUGGACUGACUGACGCCAGGGUCUGGCAGACUGAGAGGGGAUGGGGGGGUCUAAUGUCAUGUUACCCCCCUUUUUAACAGGAACUGAUAUCUUGUGGCCCUGGAGUGCAUGAAUAAACCCGGCACCAUGCGUGAGGUCACAAGCUCACACACACACUUCUCAUUUCUUCAGAAGAAUGAAUGUAAAAUGUUGUAAAUUUGAAAGCUGUUGUAUAUUGUUGGUGGGGGAUGGGUGGGAAAUGUGACAGAAUAGACAUGAACUAAACAAGACAGCAAACUCUAGUGCUAUGGACAAAGACGUGUGCCAUAGGAUGGAUGUAGUGCAUCACAGGCCACGGCUCCAACAGACUGUGCAUUCCACUACCCCAAAGCUGAGGCCUUUGGAGUACAUUCUGAUAAACAAACGGUCUAAUAGGCCCCACAAGUCUACAGAGAAACCCACACACUUUAACCAUGCACGUUCUCCCUCACUCUCACGUAGGUACCCAGUCAGUUUAGAGCUGUGUAGAAACAGAGCAAGUUAGAGAGAAGAGGAUGAGCUAGAGAGAGAGGUUCUAGGUCUCUCUGCUUGUGAGUGUCUGUCGUAACAGGAGCUGCUGUUUUGUUUUCUGUUUAUUUUGCCAAAACUACAAAACAAAGACCAACGCUGUAUCAUCUCUAAUAAACUCAGAGGUUGGAAUG
Messenger RNA from Oncorhynchus masou masou (cherry salmon), 3687 nucleotides. Its product is annotated as bifunctional heparan sulfate N-deacetylase/N-sulfotransferase 2-like. The transcript is spliced from 12 exons. Bases 1 to 2670 code for a protein of 889 amino acids. NCBI's taxonomy places the organism in Eukaryota, Metazoa, Chordata, Actinopteri, Salmoniformes, Salmonidae. Gene Ontology annotation, molecular function: heparan sulfate N-sulfotransferase activity; deacetylase activity. The record is from RefSeq and is a predicted model, not a curated record. Gene Ontology annotation, cellular component: Golgi apparatus.